Molecule: messenger RNA, 4476 nt
Organism: Cydia pomonella (codling moth)
Lineage: Eukaryota; Metazoa; Arthropoda; Insecta; Lepidoptera; Tortricidae
Product: monocarboxylate transporter 10
Exons: 9
Coding region: 409-2340 (643 amino acids)
Biological process (GO): monocarboxylic acid transport; transmembrane transport
Molecular function (GO): monocarboxylic acid transmembrane transporter activity
Source: RefSeq, a predicted model, not a curated record
CGCGUUAUCCUCUGUGUAAACAAUGCUCUGAAAUCGUAACAAAAUAUAUAUUUUAUCGGAUAGUUAGCUCACCGUAGCGUGCCUUACGAUAAACAUGGCCGCGGCCGGCGCGGACGCUCAGUACACUCGCAACCGGGGCCGCACGCACGCGUCGCCACAUCAAAUAAAUAAACCGAUAAAAUAUUAAUUUAUCAACAAACUGUGAAUAAGUGUCCAACGGAUUUUUACCUCAGAGUCGAUAGAACGUGACUUUUUAAAAGGGUUCGUUUUCGCGGGAGUGAAUUUGGACGCGUUCACGUGGAUGCCGGCAACGCGGAUUCGAAAUUUGAAUUCGUCAAGGUCCAUUCAAGUUAUUGGCGCGUUUUGUGUCUCCGCACUUUCGUUCAGUUAGUGCAUUACAGAUCCAAGAUGGUGGUGCGAGUAGCAACGGACGAGCGUCCGUUCGAGACGCCGUCGUCGGACGAGAGCGGUCUGGGCCGCGACUCGCCCAGCGAAGACUCCGAGCCAGAAGCAGCUCUGGUGGUCCCACCCGAUGGUGGCUGGGGCUGGGUCAUCGUGUUCGCCUCCUUCAUGUGCAAUGUUGUCGUGGACGGCAUCAUAUUCUGCGGAGGCAUGCUCAACGAUCCCAUCAAGAAAGAAUUUAAUGCUAGUGACGGUCAAGUGGCGCCUGUGCAGUCUCUGUUGGCCGGCUUCUAUCUUCUAGCGGGGCCUUUCGUUUCGGCCCUAGCAAACAAGUACGGCUUCCGUGUGGUGACUAUCGUGGGCAGCGUGAUUAGCACCGUUGCAUUCGGACUAUCCUACUUCGCGACCAGCGUGGAGUACCUCUACCUAGUCUACGGCAUCAUUGGAGGUAUCGGAUUCUGCAUGAUUUACAUGCCAGCAGUGUUAACAGUCGGGUUCUACUUCGAGCGCUGGCGCGCCCUCGCCACAGGCAUUGCGCUCUGCGGCUCUGGCGUAGGCACUUUUGCGUUUGCGCCGCUUGGUGAAUACCUUCUCAAGUCCUAUGGAUGGAGGGUCACUGUUGUUAUGUAUGGAGGAUUCAUUCUCCUAUGCAUCAUCUUUGGUGCACUGUUCAGACCCAUAAAACCGGUGCGAGUGGCGCUGGCUGAUCAAUCUGGCGAUGACGACGUCGCACGUAGGCACGAGGAAGCCGUCGAAAAGCUCAACUCCAUGCUCAAACUGCAUAGCAAGCUGGACUCUGGGAUCUCGAUGCCAGCCGAAAUGAGAUUCAGUAACAAAGUUAGUCCACACACGUGGGUAGGAGUCGCGAAUAAUACCCGUUACCCGACGGCCGAGGAAGUCUUCCGGGGCAGCAAUUCUCAUCUAAGCCGACGAUCAUCAGCAACUGCAGGAACGAUUAAGAAUACUCUCGGAAACAGACCGAUGUUCAUCACGGGCCCGGUCGCCGAGAAAGAUGAAGAUGAUUCCAACAGCAAUAUUGACAACACUGAGCCACUCAUCAGGGCCCCUAUCAAAGUUAUACAAAGAGAGGUCAGGCCUCGCCAUUCACACGCCGAUCUAGUCGCUAGGCCCCUAUACAGAGACGACAUUUUCUUUAGCGGCAGUUUGGUCAGGCUACCCCAAUACACGUCUCGGAAUUCUCUAGGUUACCAUAUGGCUGUUACUCACGUACCAACUAAGGAAGAUGCUCAAGAAGAAGAGUCUGGAAAAUGCCGUCUUUGCCCAGAAGCAGUGAAGCGAACCCUCGCUACCAUGUUGGACGUAAGCUUAUUCCGAUCACCGACGUUCGUAAUUCUCGCCGUGUCAGGUUUCUUCACGAUGCUGGGAUUCUUUGUUCCUUACAUGUACGUUAAACAGAGGGCGAUGGAAAAAGGAGGCAUUGAUGCAACAACUAGCACCUUGUUGGUGUCCACGAUUGGUGUGGCGAACAUCGUGGGCCGUAUGGCGUGUGGUCUGGUGUCAUCAAUGCCCAAAGUAUCUCCGCUGUGGCUAAACAAUAUUGCGCUGACGGCUGGUGGAAUAGCGACUAUGUUCAGUGGAUACUGCUUCCAUGUAGGCUACCAGUUUGCAUACUGCGCAUUGUUUGGACUUGCUGUUGCUUGUUUCGCGUCGCUGCGGUCGAUCCUGGUCGUAGAAUAUAUCGGGCUGGAGCAGCUCACCAACUGCUUCGGUCUCUUCCUGCUCUUCCAAGGUUUCGGCGCAUUAUUAGGUUCUCCAAUUGCGGGAGCUAUAAAGGACAUGACGGGAGACUUCGUGGUCCCAUUCUACGUGGCUGGAGGGUUCCUGCUGUUCUCUGCCCUGAUGUGCUACCCUAUCGACUACAUCAGCCGGUGGGAGAAGUCGCGCUCCAAGCUCGCCACGCCACCCCCCAAAGUCUGAUCCCUUCCGGACCAUACGGGACCAUAAUACACCGGACUCAUUUCGGUUCAGUAAAGACAAGGUGCCAAAACCCCGGUCGAAUAGUGUGCGUUAGACCCUGCGGAUGAAUCUCAGGCGACAACGUGACUGAAAUGUACAAAUUAAGCUGUUCAGUCAGAUAUAUCGGACGAUACCUCGAAUACGAAAUUCAUAAGUAGAAACAUUCCCAGUAGAAUUGGACAAUGCUCGAGAUUGCUUUGCAAUGGCUCAGUUAAGUCAGAUCUUGCAUUUAAAUAUAGAAUUAGAAUUUAGAAAGUACAAAGACUCGAAAUAUUUAUCUUAGUGGCAGUCUUGUCAGUGUCGUUGUUAGUGGAUGUGGACUGAAGCCAAAACGUACUUUAUUAUUAAGAAUAGAUUUGUACUUACCAAGUGAAAACACUAGAGGUCUCGAAGAGACUACUCCUAAUCCGUCUUCCAUAAAAUCUAAGUUAAAUUUUGAAAUUAUCUAUAACUAUCUAUUUCAUUAAAAUUAAGAUUCUUUAAACCGAAAAUAUUUUAUACACUGUAUAAUAUAUUUUAUAAUAUACAGAAAUGUUUUGGAUCCUUUCUUCAUAUACAAAUCGCAUGCACCCUAGUGUAACAAACAACUUACAAGUACGUACGGAGUACAUAUUUUAAGACUUUUACACCUAACAACGUAAUAAUAAUUGCAUAUCAUUAUGCAGAGUGAUUUAAUAUUAUUAAUUUAAAGGUUUGCUAGUUGUAAUGUUCGUGCCUUAUUGAAUGAGUGGUACUUAUUAUAGAUUAUACUGUAUACUAUUUUAUAUACAAGUCCCCGGAUGGGAAGGAAAGUUCCAAAUGCCGUUUGUACUAUACUUACAAGGCCUUUUAUACUUUUUUAUGUGUUUAACAUAAAUAUUAUAUUUAACUUAGAAUAAGAAUUACUGCUGUGGCUGUGGUAUAUUAGCGUAUUCUAGAGCUUGUAAAUAAGAAAUCAUAGUCAUCGGGUAUUCUUUUGUAUUUCUGUUUGAUAAAAUCGCGUUAUUCUAUUUCAACCGGUGUACCCAUAUCAAAAUCGUCACAUAUUCGAAUUUGGUGAUGUUGAUAGGGGUACCUUGUAGAAGAAGGCUUCUACUGGUAUAAAUAUUACCACUCUUGUAUACCUACAUAAAGUGGUAUGAGUAUACCUACUGCCCAAAAGUGGGUUGGAUACAAAGCUCCCUAUUAUUAGCGACUUGCCCCUCUUACUUAAAUAAUUGAAAAAAGAGGGGGCAGAUUGAGAGUGUCAGUACCGGAACGUACCGUGCUAGCAUGAGUGACUGACAAGCAGGGUAAGUUUAACGAAAAAUGAUAAUGCGGUUUUAUUCAUAACAAGUUACUACGAGACAUUUGUGCAAUCAUACCACUUCUAAAAUUAAAAUAUGAAAUCACUGCCAAUAUUUUUAUUUAUUAUUGUAUUUCUUGUGUUAGUUUUAUCAAAUUAUUAAAUAUGAUGCUGGUCAUUGCAAAAAUAUGAUAAAAUAUUUACAUCAAUUAAAAUUAAAAGGAAGUUUUUUUUAUAACUUGUUGAUAUAGAUUUCGGAGUGGUUGUAUGUAUUGCCUUAUUUUAUUUAUUUUAUAAGUUGUUUUGUUUAUGACUAUGAUUUUUUGUGUGUAUUGAGUGUGGAUACCACAGUGCCAUAUUAAAAUGUUAUGUCCAGUUGCUUGCGAUAUUCCUUUACGAAAAAACGAGGCAAAUAAUAGAUCGAAAUGCGAUACGAUGAAACUGAUUUAAUCCAAACUUAGACUUUCAUAUAUGUUUAAUUUAUGAACAAACAAAUGAUCUAUUAACAAAACCGUCUCCUCUCUUGAUGUAAAAAUAAAUGGGAAAACUCCCAGGAGUCCAAAACCCUCAGCAGAAUCAAAAUACUUACAGGUCGGGUUUUGAUAAAUGUAGAAAAACACUGCAGUGAAUCAUUAUGAGAAUGAAAAGAUCAUUAGUAGGUAGGCGAAGGUAACAGAAGAAUAAUGAAAUACAGGGAAUAAAAAUGAAUUACACUCCUAGAUUAGAAAUUAUGGAAGGAAUGCAAGCAAUGUUACGUACCCUAAUGGAUUAGAUGAGUGUUUUAACCAGGGUUUUCCCUUUGCAACAAUUGUAUAAAUAUAUUUGUUGAAUUA